AUGGUCGGUAGAUUCAUACCUCUCGACAAUACCCACAACAACAGACCCCCCAUGCCACCACCGCCUUUUCCAACGGGUCAUGGUGGUCCAAAUGAUCAAUCACACAGUCAAUAUGCACAGCGAGGUCAAGUAUUCCAUGACCAGGGUCACGCUAAUCCUUACUGGAGUCAAUAUACACCAUAUCAACCACCUCAGCAAUAUCCGCAACAACACCGUUACCAUAACGAACUCUCAAGUGCUCACAGUCCAGAGUAUCCACUUCGAUCUGACUACCCAAAUCAUUCUUAUCGACCGGAGUAUGAUAAUGCUUCUCAAAUGCAGCAUUAUCAACUUGAAGGUGAACACUAUCCGCCUCAAAGUCAGCUUACGUUCUCCACGUAUGGCCAGCCUAGUCAUUCUUUCAAUCAGCAAUUGCCAGCUUUUGCACCCGUCUCCACAUCAAGGCCCUUUGAAACACCUCAUCAACAGUACGGUAUCGCUUGUGUGCCAUCACUUCCCAUUCUUCGGAUGCCACCAUAUCAACGUCCUCUGAACCAAAGACAUUUCAAUGAUGAUACUGUUCCCAACAGAUCCGCUUCUCAUAAUAUUAGACCUGCUUUGCAGUCGCAGGGAAUGAGACACGUACGAUCUACUUCCAAUCUUCGACCUGCAGCUCCUCCCUUCCACCCGCAAAGAGAAUUUGCUGCUACAGCAGCAAGACAUAACACCUUGACUCCUGUCAUCCCUUUGAAUCCUCUUUACAAUAUACCAUAUCGUCCUCAACCUCGCCCCAUACAUCAAUAUCCAUCUCAGAAUGCCUUUCCAUUAGGUUCACGCUCAUUGUCAGUACCAUCAACAACCCCCUUAUCGUUAAAUUCGGGCCUUUCCGAAGCGCGGACUUCCGCAGGAGAGCGGACGAGUGGACAUGCAACGACGAGAGAUUUUGGACAGGAUAGAAGGAUCAUGAGGAAGGAGACAAGAUGGGCGCUGAAAGCUGGUGUACCUCUUACAUUAGCGCGGCAACAAGAAGCUGAUAGGAUGGCAAAAAGGAGAUAUAAUCGGGAGUUGGAACGAGCCCAACGAUCUCAAUCUGGUCAGCACCCCCUCGAUCACAUGGAUGAUACUUCUGCCGAAGCCCCGUCUAUCGAACGGAAAGCAUACAGCCCACUUUCAACAUCCUUGCCUUUAACAUGUACUUUUGAUUCAGUGCCAUCACAUAUUUCACCUCCAAUGAGUGAAACACCAAUCCUACCUACAUCUGAAACCUCAGCUGCUCAAUUAAAAACUCCGUCCCCCAAAACUCCUAUUUCUCAUAUCAAAGUCUCACCUCCAGCCAAAAUGUAUACCUCCCAUUCACUUGAAGGUCUACAGAGUCAUCAAGAGCAGCUAAUGGUCCCACCAGGUCGGCCAAUCGUCCUUACUGCGAAGCGUCAGCCAGACUAUCGCAAGAUGUUUACAAAACCCCCUCGACAUGCAGGUCCAUGCCCUCCUUGGCCUCUGGAUUGGCAGCCAUUUCAAUUCCUUCGGCAGCGACCGAUGGUUCCUCAGAGACCGCCGCCAGAAGAGAUUUCGUCGCGAUCGCUUGGUCAGAUUGAAGACUUGUCCGAUGAUGCGAAGGCAGCUGGAAAAGGGACUCAUUCCCGGCCCCUUAUCAUCCUAUCCAGUUCAUCUGAUAAAUCCGUUCUGGUCGAGUCUCUCCUACCACCGAUACCGUCGACCGGUAGAUCGGUACGCCGGGGUUCCACUGGAAGAGGGUCAGAUAGGUCUGAACAUGAACAGAAUUCUUCUUCAGAGGAAGAACCUAAAUCUCGGCAAAUCGGUCGACCACGCAGGCAAGCGGCCAUAAAAGGGAGGAAAAAUACACAAAAAUUGAUAAGUAAGUCGAGAAAAGAGAUGAAGCAAGACAGGCGCGAGGAAAAACAACACAAGAAGAGAAAGUAG
Kwoniella shivajii is the source of this 1920-nucleotide messenger RNA. RefSeq lists its product as uncharacterized. Lineage: Eukaryota; Fungi; Basidiomycota; Tremellomycetes; Tremellales; Cryptococcaceae. The transcript is spliced from 4 exons. The record is from RefSeq and is a predicted model, not a curated record. The coding region runs from base 1 to 1920 and encodes 639 amino acids.